CAUACAGUAGCAUUACAGGGAUUACAAUUUACAUACAGCUAUUGCUAUUACUUUGUUACAGCAAAGUAUAGAUGGAGACGAAAGAAAUAGAACACUCUUAUAUAAAAGGCACGCACACAGUACUUAAAAUAGAAUAUAAUGAGAUGCGCCUUAAUGAAAUGUAUAAAAUGGCCACUGAUUGGCAAAUGAGCUUUACAAGACUUUUGACCUUUUUCAGCGCGACUACGAAGACUCUGGCUCUGAUUACUGUGAGGAGGACUAUGUGGGGAGGGGGGGGCCUCUCAUGCUGACGGACUACAGAGCGACAGGAGACCGCCUCGACCUGAGUGAGAUCUUCUUCUCCAACGAGGAGUACUACAGCAAGCUGGAGGAGCUGAAGAAGGCUCACCUGCGCACCAUGGCCGAGCUGGAGAGCAUGUACCGGAGGAAGCUGCAGCUCAAGGCCUCCGAGCCCCCGGGAGCCACCGCGCUGCAGACAGACAGGCACAGGUGCGUGGCUCCUAGUCAACAGGAUUAUGUUAAGACGGAUCAAAGGGUCCCAUGGUCACACAGCAGCCCAGCAGCUUCACGCCACUUGAGGAAGUCUCAGUCUGCAGUUGAGCUGAGGAGGAGCUCCCCUCAGUCCGACUACUCAGACGAAGAGGAGGAAACACAUGUGGAGAAAGGCUUGGUGUUUUCUCCUAAAGCGCACAUCAAGAACAUGUGGCAGGACUUCAAGCUGUCCCCUAAGCACCUGUCCGCCUCCUCCAUGCAAAGCCUCCCCGCAGACCAGAAGAAGCCACGAAGGGGAAGAGGAAAGAAGAGGCGGGAGCAUAAAGACGGAGAGCAGGAGAACUUGAAACACAAAUCCACCGUCCCAGAACCUUUCCAGAUGAUGCUGCGUGAGGACGAGAGGCAGAAGCGUGGCAUAAAGUCUCGCUCAGAGAUCGAACAGGAGAACGCAGACCUGAGGCGGCAGCUGGAGGAACUGACCGAGUGCCAGAGGAAGUUCCGUGCCAGCCCCAUACCGGCUCAUGUUCACCUCCCGCUCUACGAGGAUCUGCAGGGGCGCAAGAAGCGAGAAGACGUGCAGCCUCGAGCCCUCCAGAAGCCCUUCAGCUUCCUGGAGAGGGAGCGGCUGAAGAAGGAGCAGAAAGAGCGGCGUCCUUCACCCAAUGAGGACAAAGUGAAACCCUUCAGAGCCAAGCCUGUUCCCAGGUCUGUGUACGCAGCUGCCACAGGGGAGCAGAUGAAGGAGGAGCAGCUGUACCGCUCCAUCAAGAUACAGAUGAGAGCCGAGGAGAUGCUCCACAGCGCCGCCAUGCCUCCCAGCAUGCUCACACGACGACUCAGCGACCGCAAGAAAAACAAAGACGGUAACUCUGAGGUGAAAGGGGACGACAACAUCUCCCUCAAACCCCACAUUCACACAGAGGUGCCCGACUUCGACGCCCGUUACAGACGCUUCCAGAAACACCUGGAGAAACAGAAGGAGGUGAAGCCCACUACUACGUGUGAACCAUUCGAGUUGAGGACGUCCCACAUCAGUUCGCACCGUGAACGCAUCCUGGCCGACAUCGAGAAGGAGCAGAGUAGCCCGAAGGCGGUGCGCUGGCCACACGUCAGCCCCGGGAAAUCUCGCACGGCAAACUCUAGCCUGUGCUCGUCUCUCUCCGGCAGCCUGGAGAUCUUGCCGGGGAAAGUGACAGACGCCACAAAGAAGCGCCAUGACGCCGUGAGGAAGAAUCUGUUCCCAACAUCCCCGCUGAAUGCUCACAACCCAACACCUGUAGCUGUGUGUCAGAAUCACAAUCAGAAACAGGUUUAUUACCAGCAGUCCCCCUCCUAUCCAAACCCUCCUGUCCUGUGACAUGAGUGCUCCCUGAGUAGAAAGGUGCUGGAGGAGAGGAGGAAGGCCGAGGAAGAGGAGGAGCGGUGGAAGGAGAGCCAGAGGCAGAGGGAGAGGAAGCUGCAGCGGGUGGUGCUGAAGCGAGCGCAGGCCAACGACCCCCACCUGGCUCUCUCUCAGAUGAACCAGGGCAAACUCAAAGAAUUCAGGAAACAAGGGCUUCAGCGUAAGAAGGAGUACCAGCAGGAGAUUAAGGAGAUGAAGCAGAGAGUGAAGGGGAGGCCGCUGCUGCUGGAGCAGGUCGCCCAGAGGAAUGCUAAGCAGGCGGCAGAGAAGCGCUACGCAGACGCUCUGCAGGGAUGUGACCUGACUGAAGACUUCAUCAGCAGCAAGGCGGCUGGAGCAGGAUCUGAACACAACGCCUCUGAGUCCAGAGACAGCACACAGAGUGAACAAGAGGAGCCAGACAUGGGGUACAAACCUGUUCACUACAGGAAGGUCUUCAUGGGAGAUAACGAUGUGGAUCCAGAAGAAAAGGAAGGAGGAAGCGACGCGACUUCACAAAGUCUCCGUGACAGUGAGGACGCCAGGAGUCACCACUCUGAUCAGGAUUCAGAUGGAAGUUACCACUACUCAGACGAUCACGAGAAUUAUUCAGACGACAGCGAGCACGAAGCUGACACCACAAAGCAGGAAGAAGGGAAGUGAUGGCAUCGCAUAUCAUGAAACAAGCGGCCAUUGCUACGUCCAAAAACUCUGAUAGACACAACUGAGUGUGGAGGAACAACGAAAAGUUUAUAAUUCCUUAAAUGAUGAGAUGUUAUAUGUUAUUGUAAAUAUUGUGCUCACAUAUUGUGCUCAUAAAAUUGAGACUUUGAUAUCUUUAACCUGAGUACCUAUAUUAUACAUAGUGAGCCGUUAUUUGACAUUUUCUUCCCUUUGCAUCAAUAAUGACAGGUUUAAUUUCACAUAACUGUAGUUUCAACAUCUGUAAAAUGUAAUGUAAAACACUUGUGUAAUUAGAUCUACGAUAUAAAUUAAGUUGUAUUUAUUUAUUGCUAUAUGAAAUAUGUAUUGUUGUUUUUUUGUUGUUACACUGGACGAUCUUCAAUAAAGCCACAAAAAGUGACCACUUGUUUUUUUCCUGUAAUGAAUUUAAGCAC
Trematomus bernacchii (emerald rockcod) is the source of this 2991-nucleotide messenger RNA. It is a transcript of the gene fam161a, whose product is annotated as FAM161 centrosomal protein A. Gene Ontology annotation, cellular component: cilium. Gene Ontology annotation, biological process: cilium organization. The record is from RefSeq and is a predicted model, not a curated record. Lineage: Eukaryota; Metazoa; Chordata; Actinopteri; Perciformes; Nototheniidae.